This is a messenger RNA of Aspergillus ibericus CBS 121593, 2117 nucleotides long. Its product is annotated as acyltransferase family protein. Gene Ontology annotation, cellular component: membrane. The transcript has a single exon. Gene Ontology annotation, biological process: polysaccharide biosynthetic process. The coding region runs from base 323 to 1954 and encodes 543 amino acids. NCBI's taxonomy places the organism in Eukaryota, Fungi, Ascomycota, Eurotiomycetes, Eurotiales, Aspergillaceae. The record is from RefSeq and is a predicted model, not a curated record. Gene Ontology annotation, molecular function: acyltransferase activity, transferring groups other than amino-acyl groups.
CUCCUCCUCCUCCUCCCAUGCCCAUAUCGGCCAUGAGUGCCACUCAAUCCAGGACCUCCAUGACCCUCCUUGGUACCUGAGAGAUUUUCCCCGCCCUCGUUCAUGCCCACCAUAUCCCCUCGUCCCCGCCCUUUCGACUUCAAAUCCAUCCGAGGCGCAUCUGCGGUGCAGGCCCAUCCCAUCCCGUCCCGUCUCCGCCGUCCCGUUCCCGCGGCACGCAUUUCCCUGCCCGUCCCUCCCCCAUCACUCUUGAGUCUUGACUCUCUCUCUCUCUUGCUCGCUUUCUCUCGCUCUCUCGACCAUCUUGACUCGGGUCGCCAUCAUGUCGUCGACCGACAAUGGACUCCGAUCCCCGCCACCUGUCCAUAAUAUCCCCUUGAAUGAUCUCGAAUAUGGUCUCAAUCGCCGCUCCCACGCCGCCAGUUGGUCGGAUCUGGCUGACCCAUCGGCUCUCGCCCCUCACGUCAAGCACCACAUGGAUCACGCCCUCGACCAUCUCGACCGGUUCUUCACCCAGGUGGCCAUCUUCAUCACUCCGAGUUACCUGCAACAUCAUGUCGGCGGUCGGCCUCAGCCCCCAACAAAACCCCAUGCUAUCGCGGCGCUGGACGGCCUGCGCGGCUGGGCCUGCUUGCUCGUCUUCAACUUCCAUUUCCUCUUCACAUACACCUGGAAGGUCGCCGUCGGCUGGGGGUUCAACAAUGAAAAUUUUGGUCUCCUGCAGCUCCCCAUCUUGCAUAUGCUGGUCUCCGGCCACAUCAUGGUGGCCAUCUUCUUUGUCAUUUCGGGCUACGUGCUCUCCUACAAGCCACUGAAGCUGAUCCGCAGUCGCUCCUGGGAACAGACCUUCACCGUUCUGGCCUCGUCCACCUUCCGUCGCGCGCUCCGUCUCUACAUCCCGUCGGUGGUCGGCAUCCUUCUGGUCUUCGUCGCCGUGCGAUUGGGCGUCUACAAUUACUCUCAGAAAGUCCUUGUGGAGGGUCACACCAUCUUGGGCACCAAUGAACAGCAUCCCCCGAUCAUGCGGUCUUUCCACAAACAGUACUGGGACUGGUAUCUGACGAUCGUCCAUCUGAUGGACCCCUUCAACUGGGGCCUCUACUACAACUACUACAAUCCGCAUCUGUGGACCAUUCCGGUCGAGUUUCGCAGCUCCAUUGUGCUGUUCCUCACCAUCCUGGCCACCUCCCGCCUGACAACGACCGUGCGUCUCUCCCUUGUCAGCGGGCUCGUCUGGUUCUGCAUGCGCUGGGGUCGCUGGGACAUUGUCCUAUUCCUCUUUGGCAUGCUCAUGGCGGAGGUGGACCUCAUCAACGGCACCUGGGAGCGGCCUGCGGACGAGGGCGAGUUCUCGAAGCCCCGACCGGGCCCCCGACGCUUCCUCCCCAAGCAGCAAAAUGCCCUUCGUCAGAUGCUUCCUUUCCAACUUUCAACCCGCAAUCUGUGGAUCACCCUCUUCGUCCUAGGUCUCUACCUGGGCUCCGCCCCGAAUACCGGCUACAAGUGGACUCCCUUCUACCGCUGGACCUGGGAGAUCACGCCCAAGACCUACCCGGAACCGCACCGCUUCCCCCAGACCCUUGGGGCGGUCCUCAUUGUCUUCAGCAUCAACCACUCCAAGGAGAUCCAGAAGCUCUUCACCACCCCAGUCUCCCAGUACCUCGGCAAGAUCUCCUUUGCCUUUUAUAUCGUGCAUGGCCCCAUUCUCCACUCCUUGGGCUAUUCUCUUAUGCCCAAUAUCUGGGCCUUGGUCGGCAAGGAGACCAACUUUCAGUACUGCCUGGGUUUCUUCAUCGGCUGGCUCAUCUGCCUGCCUGUCUCGCUCUGGGCCGGUGACAUCUUCUGGCGCGCGGUCGAUAUUCCCAGCGUCAAGUUUGCCCGCUGGCUUGAAGACAAGCUGAUUGUGAAAUCGACGAAACUGGAGGUCUCCGGUGCGAACCCACACCUGCACUGAUUGACCGCCCUUCCCGCGGGUCGUCCGUUUGACUCGGUCGGGUUCCCGAAGCGCCCGUAGGCCGCAAAUCGGGAUCAUAAGCACGCUGCCCCCUCCCCUCCACCCCAGAAAAGGCGGGGUGGAGUCGCAUCGGCUGGCCACCUUAUAAGUCACUGGGCUGGCA